Molecule: messenger RNA, 1671 nt
Organism: Striga asiatica
Lineage: Eukaryota; Viridiplantae; Streptophyta; Magnoliopsida; Lamiales; Orobanchaceae
Source: the annotation of a GenBank genome assembly
AUGUCAAAGCUAAAGGGAUUGACUCUUGGCUAUGAAAAAGGUGACAAGAGUAGAUUGGUGAGGGUCAGUGAUCUUAUGGUUGCUGGGAAAAGGGAGUGGGACAAGGAUUUGGUUUAUCAAACUUUUAACCCCUUUGUUGCAGGUUUGAUCCUCAAGAUUGCUCUUGAUCCCUUUGAAUCAAGGGAUAAAAUUGUUUGGCACUGGGAUGUGAAAUUUACAUGGAAUUGCCAAUUCAGAGGAAAAUCAGAAACUUUUUGUGGAGAUGCUGGUUUAAUCUUUUGGGGACCAAAGUUCGAUUUAAGCAGAAAUGAGUGGAUAUGGAAUUGUUUUAGAUGUUGGAAGAUAUGUCGUUUAUCUUGGAGUCUGUUGGGAGAUAGCAAAGGAGACUUUAAUAGAUGGUGGAUUGAGGUUAGUAGUGGUAAAAGGGGAUCUUGCUGGGAGGAGAGAAUAGGUUUAUCUGCUUAUUUAAUGUGUCCUUUAUGGAAGGCAAGGAAUGAUUGGGUAUUCCAAAAAGUAAAGGUGAUGGACAAGGACUUGGUAGAAAAAGCAAGGCAAAGUUGGGGAGAAUUCAUAGCUGCAAAUUCUAAGGGGAAGAGAGGUAACAGAGCUGUUCGAGAGGAGGAUUUAAAAAGUACUAGCAACCCUGAGGUUGAAGUAGGUCAGCUAUGUAUAACUGUCAGUAUUUGGCAAUCAUCUCAAGGUUCACUUGGAAGAGAGUGUGUGGCAAGGAGAGAUGGCAAAAUCCUGAAAACCUGUACUCAAGAGGGAGUAUGCUCGGGCUCAGAGGAAGAAGAUCAAUUGGCAGAAAUAAAGUGGUGUAUGGAGCUGGCCAGAGGGCAGGGUUGGACUAAUUUUGCCUGUUUGAUUGAUCAACAAUCCAUCAUGCAGAAACUUACUACAGGAGCUGGGUUCUUCCCUCAUUUGGGUUGUCUUAGGCAAUAUGUGAUGAUUUGUCCCGGGGAAGCCUACUUUGAGUUUGUUCGAAGAAAAAUAGGCCUAACUUAUAAGUCUAGUGGGCUACUCCUCCUACCACCAAUUGGUUUUGGGAUGGAACCUCAUUUGGGCUUCAUUUGGGGCUUCCCUGAUUUGGUGCGCUUCGUCCGUGGGACCGCAUCCGUCAACCCCCGUUUGUCAUGGUAUCAGAGCCGAUUCACCCACUCUAGUUGGGCUUGGGCCUACAUGGGACCGUGCAAUGAUGUACCCGUCACCCAGCCCAGGGAUGUUAGAAUAUACACUUGUGAGUUGUCCCACAUCGUCUGUACAAGGAAAAUAGUCCUAACUUAUAAGUCUAGUGGGCUACUCCUCCUACCACCAAUUGGUUUUGGGAUGGAACCUCAUUUGGGCUUCCCUGAUUUGGUGCGCUUCGUCCGUGAGACCGCACCCGUCAACCCCCGUUUGUUACCUCCCACCAACAACAUCCCAGAAAAUCUCCGAUUCCCGGCGAUUGCACCGUUGGAUCGUCACCAAAUUUUUACAGCAGGUUCAGGACUUCUUACCCUUCGUUUUGAACGAUGGAGAUCAGAUUGGGCUGUCGGCACUUGCGAUAUACUUACAAUUUUCUUACACGAGUUUCUUACAAUGGCCUUUAAUGCGGUACUGUUUGAGUACUGUUCACCGGUCUUGUCGUACAGUAGUUCGGCGGGACAAACCGGCGCUUCUCUGACCGAUUGA